UAAUUUGUGUUUUUGUAAACAAAAACUUUGUGAUCAAUUCAAUAAUUUUUUUGAGUAUUUUAGUCUAAAAUAUAUUUUAAGUUAUUUCAAUAUUCUUGUUUAAUUUAUAAUUUUAUGACAUAGUGACCUUUGGCUAUAUUGAAAAGAUUUUAUCUCGGUGAAUAUAAUCGUUUUCUUAUCGUGUUAUCUACCCUACAUAGCCAGAUCCGUUUCCUUGACCGCUCACGAUGAUAAGAGCAUUAGUUUGAAUUGAUGGUGCGUAUUAUUUAAAACGGAAUGGCUCUUUUAGCAUAUAUUAAUCCAUUCAUAGCGUAUCGCGAUUUAGUACGUCGACCAAUCGAGAGUUUUGUCAGCGAACAGUACACUAGUUACAAAAAGAAAACUAGCGAUGGUAUAACAAGUGUGAAGGAGCUUUUAUAUAGAGCUGGUGUUUUGUCAGUGUUUUUAUCGGCUAUAUUAUGGAUAUCCAUAUUUAUGUAUAUUGUCUUUUACUAUACAUAUAUGCCAAAUGUGACACACGUACGACCUGUGCAUCUUCAGUUCAAAUCCUGCGAUGAAAACAUGGGAGUGUGCUCGUUCCCCUCAGCCCAUGUCCAGUUGACCCGUCGGAAUCAAGUGUUGAUGUCGUCACAACCGUAUAAAGUACGUCUUGUUAUGGAUGUGCCAGAAACACAGAUUAAUAAGGACUUAGGUAUGUUCAUGGUGUGCGCUCAAAUGAGAGCUUCUGGUGGCGCGCUGGUGUCAUCGUCCUGUCGCUCGGCGAUGUUGAAACACAGAUCAAAAUUGCACCACGUGUUGCGUGUUCUGGCCUUCGCUCCACUAUUGUUAUCAGGUGUCAAUGAGGAGAAGCAAACGAUUCAGGUUGAGCUUUUCAGCGACUUUGAAGACGAUCAGUCACAUCCGGUGACGGACGCGUACGUUGAGCUCCAGUCGCGAUACAUCCAAGUGCUGUCUUGUGAGUUACAUAUAGAAGCUCACUUCACAGGGCUGAGAUACGUCAUGUACUACUGGCCGAAAGUAUCGGCUCUCAUUGGUAUAUCUUCAAACCUAUUUUUCGUAUCCGUAAUGUUUAUUCUGAGCUGGUAUCACUUGCAAGAUGGGUUACCAGAUUAUAUAAAGGAGAAACUUGGUAUUGAAGUAAAAAAUGAGAAACCCGAUGAGGAGAAGAAAUUCAUUGGCAAAGUGAAGUUGGAGAGAGAAGAUUCUUUCCCCUUCAUAGAAGAAGAGUCACUUCUAGAAGAAUUUCAAAAGUUGGAGAAGAAAAAGACAUAGACUGGAAAUAAAAUAAUAGAGAUAAAUAAUAAAUUACAUAUAUUGUGUGGAAAUGUUAAUAAUAUUAUGUUUUUUUUUUAUUAUUUUUGUACAGAAAAUUUUCAUAUUUUUAAGUUGAUAAAAUAAAAGAUUAUUGUUUUUUUGAUGAAAGUUUUAAAAUAAUUGUGAUAAAAUUUAAUAAUUAUUGUUAUUUGUUCCUGUGACAUAAUACAAUUUAAAUAUUUUACUUUUAAUAAUUUUUUUUUUAUUUUAUAGAAAAAAAUCUAGAACGCACCGGAUGAACAAAUAUUAGAAAUACCUUUUUUGUAACACAUUAAAAGAUGUGAAAUAAACUUUGGUUAAUUUUAAUAA
Molecule: messenger RNA, 1623 nt
Organism: Danaus plexippus (monarch butterfly)
Lineage: Eukaryota; Metazoa; Arthropoda; Insecta; Lepidoptera; Nymphalidae
Gene: Seipin
Product: seipin
Exons: 8
Coding region: 277-1272 (331 amino acids)
Biological process (GO): lipid storage; lipid droplet organization
Cellular component (GO): endoplasmic reticulum membrane
Source: RefSeq, a predicted model, not a curated record